Messenger RNA from Grammomys surdaster, 2621 nucleotides. It is a transcript of the gene Gfm1, whose product is annotated as G elongation factor mitochondrial 1. Gene Ontology annotation, molecular function: translation elongation factor activity; GTP binding; GTPase activity. The coding region runs from base 148 to 2403 and encodes 751 amino acids. The record is from RefSeq and is a predicted model, not a curated record. Gene Ontology annotation, biological process: mitochondrial translational elongation. NCBI's taxonomy places the organism in Eukaryota, Metazoa, Chordata, Mammalia, Rodentia, Muridae. The transcript is spliced from 18 exons. Gene Ontology annotation, cellular component: mitochondrion.
CUGACCUUCCUUCCGGAAGUGCUCCUGCGGCUCGGGUAGCCGGCGUGACUUUGAGCACUUCCCGCUCUGCUGCCGGGGCCCAGCACAGCAGAGCACAGCAGAGCACAGCAGAGCAAGAGAUCUGGAAGUGGCUGUCCCAGGCUCGUCAUGAGGCUGCUGCGGGUCGCUGCAGCCCUGGGACGUGGGCCGCUCCCUCGGGUCCCUGCUGUCCUGGGCUGGCAGGGGAAGCAGGCUAAUUGGAAGACCUGCCGGUGGUGUUCGUCAGGACCAAUUCCCAAUGAAAAAAUACGAAACAUAGGAAUCUCGGCUCACAUUGAUUCUGGGAAGACGACGUUAACAGAACGUGUGCUGUACUACACUGGCAGGAUUGCCACAAUGCACGAGGUGAAAGGUAAAGAUGGAGUUGGUGCUGUCAUGGAUUCCAUGGAACUAGAGAGACAGAGAGGAAUCACUAUUCAGUCAGCAGCUACCUACACCAUGUGGAAAGAUAUCAAUAUCAACAUUAUAGAUACUCCAGGCCACGUGGACUUUACCAUAGAAGUGGAAAGGGCCCUGCGGGUCUUGGACGGUGCGGUCCUUGUUCUCUGUGCGGUUGGUGGAGUCCAGUGCCAGACCAUGACAGUCAGUCGUCAGAUGAAGCGCUACAACGUUCCCUUUUUAACCUUCAUUAACAAACUGGACCGGAUGGGCUCCAACCCAGCCAGGGCCCUUCAACAAAUGAGAUCCAAACUGAAUCACAAUGCUGCGUUUGUGCAAAUACCCAUUGGCUUAGAGGGUGAUUUUAAGGGAAUUAUAGACCUUAUCGAAGAACGAGCUAUUUACUUUGAUGGAGACUUUGGUCAGGUUGUCCGGUGUGAUGAGAUUCCGGCUGAGUUGAGGGCCGCAGCAGCUGACCACCGGCAGGAGCUGAUUGAAUGUGUUGCUAAUUCAGAUGAGCAGCUUGGUGAGCUGUUUCUGGAAGAAAAAAUCCCCUCAGUUUCUGAUUUAAAGCUAGCAAUCCGGAGAGCUACUCUGAGUAGAUCCUUUACUCCUGUGCUUGUGGGAAGUGCUUUGAAGAACAAAGGCAUUCAGCCACUUUUGGAUGCUGUUUUAGAAUACCUCCCCAACCCAUCGGAAGUCCAGAAUUACGCUAUACUCAAUCAGAAUGACUCAAAAGAGAAGACCAAACUCUUAAUGAACCCCAAAAGAGAUGAUUCCCACCCAUUUGUAGGCCUGGCUUUUAAACUGGAGGCAGGCCGUUUCGGACAGUUAACUUAUGUCCGAAAUUAUCAAGGUGAACUGAAGAAGGGAAGCACCAUCUACAACACGAGGACCGGAAAGAAAGUGCGAGUGCAGCGGCUAGUGCGCAUGCACGCCGACAUGAUGGAGGAUGUUGAAGAAGUGUAUGCUGGAGACAUCUGUGCAUUGUUUGGCAUUGACUGUGCAAGUGGAGACACAUUCACAAACAAAGACAACAGUGACCUUUCUAUGGAAUCGAUUCAUGUUCCUGAUCCUGUCAUUUCAGUAGCAAUGAAGCCUGCUAACAAGAAUGAUCUGGAAAAAUUUUCCAAAGGUAUUGCCAGGUUUACACGUGAAGACCCCACAUUUAAAGUCCACUUUGACACCGAGAGCAAGGAGACAAUUGUGUCUGGAAUGGGAGAACUGCACCUGGAAAUCUAUGCUCAGAGAAUGGAGAGAGAAUAUGGCUGUCCUUGUAUCACAGGAAAGCCCAAAGUGGCCUUUAGAGAGACCAUUGCUACCCCUGUGCCGUUUGACUUUACACAUAAAAGGCAGUCGGGUGGUGCCGGCCAGUUUGGAAAAGUAGUAGGGGUGCUGGAGCCCCUGGCCCCGGAGGACUACACUAAGCUGGAGUUUUCCGAUGAAACAUUUGGGGCCAAUGUUCCAAAGCAGUUUGUUCCGGCUGUUGAAAAGGGGUUUUUGGAUGCCUGUGAAAAAGGACCUCUUUCUGGUCACAAGCUUUCUGGGCUACGGUUUGUUCUGCAAGAUGGAGCACACCACAUGGUUGAUUCUAAUGAAAUCUCCUUCAUCCGAGCUGGAGAAGGUGCUCUUAAACAAGCCUUGGCAAAUGCCACAUUAUGUAUUAUUGAACCUAUUAUGUCUGUGGAAGUUAUAGCCCCAAAUGAAUUUCAGGGAGCAGUGUUUGCAGGAAUUAACCGGCGCCAUGGAGUGAUUAUAGGUCAAGACGGAAUUGAGGACUAUUUCACACUGUAUGCAGAUGUUCCCCUAAAUAAUAUGUUUGGUUAUUCCACUGAGCUUAGGUCUUGCACAGAGGGGAAAGGAGAGUACACAAUGGAGUACUGCAGAUACCAGCCGUGUUUGCCAGCCACACAAGAAGAGCUCAUCAAUAAGUAUUUGGAAGCUACAGGUCAACUUCCCGUCAAAAAGGGAAAAGCCAAGAACUGACUCUCCUCGCUGUGAAUGUACUGACUGUUUGACUACCAGACUUACAGAUGAUGGAACCUGGUGGAGUGAGUUCAGAUGGCAGAAACAAAUUUAGGAGCCCCUGCUGUCUCAUGUUCAGGAGCUUCUAUAUGUACGCAAAGAUAACUAUGUACUUAAACUGUAUUGACUAUUUUUAUUGUUUAGUAAGAGACCUUAAAUAAAAUUAUAUUAUUACUGAA